UCUCCAGAAAUUCAAUUUCCUAAAAUACAAUAAAUAAAAACUUUAAUUGCUGACCAAACUCGUCUCACGAUCUCACAGAUUUUUUCUACAACCUUUCGUCUCGUCCUCUCUCAGAACUUCACAAGACUCGAAAAUGUCGGAAACGAUCGGCUCAGAGAUGUGUGACAAAUCGGGCAAAGUCUUCGUCGCUGGCCACCGCGGCUUAGUCGGAUCCGCCAUUGUACGCAAGCUCGAGCAACUAGGUUACACAAACCUCAUCCUCCGAACACACGCCGAGCUCGAUCUCACCCGCCAAUCCGACGUCGAGUCCUUCUUCUCUCUCGAGAAGCCAGUCUACGUGAUCUUAGCGGCGGCCAAAGUCGGCGGGAUCCACGCCAACAACACGUACCCCGCCGACUUCAUCGCCGUCAAUCUCCAGAUCCAAACCAACGUGAUCCACUCCGCUUACGCUCACGGGGUCAAGAAGCUCCUCUUCCUCGGAUCCUCCUGCAUCUACCCCAAAUUCGCUCCCCAGCCCAUCCCCGAGUCCGCUCUCUUAACCGGACCGCUCGAACCGACCAACGAGUGGUACGCAAUCGCGAAGAUCGCGGGGAUCAAGACCUGCCAGGCGUACAGGAUACAGUAUAAAUGGGACGCGAUCUCCGGGAUGCCGACGAAUCUCUACGGUCCUAACGAUAAUUUUCACCCCGAGAACUCGCACGUGCUUCCCGCGCUUAUGAGGAGGUUUCACGAGGCGAAGGUGAGUGGGGCCGAGGAGGUUGUGGUGUGGGGGACCGGGAGUCCGUUGAGGGAGUUUUUGCAUGUUGACGAUUUGGCUGAUGCUUGUGUGUUUAUGUUGGAGCGGUACAGUGGGUUGGAGCAUGUUAAUAUAGGGAGCGGUCAGGAGGUGACGAUUAAGGAGUUGGCGGAGUUGGUUAAAGAGGUUGUUGGGUUUGAAGGGAAGCUUGGAUGGGAUAGUAGUAAGCCUGAUGGGACGCCGAGGAAGCUGAUGGAUAGCUCGAAGCUCGCGUCUUUGGGGUGGACGCCUAAGGUUUCUCUUAGAGAUGGGCUUCGCCAGACUUAUGAGUGGUAUUUGGAGAAUGUUUGCGCAGCCAAGUGAUAAUUCUUCGGAACUUGUCUUUAAGAUUUAAAAAAUUGCUCUUUUAAAAAUCUACUACAUUGGGAUGUUUUCUUGUACCUGAGGAACUUACAAUAUCCGACAUGAUCAUGUUUGAUGUAACAGUAACUACAUGAUUAUGCUUUAUUUUCUUUUGACA
Raphanus sativus (radish) is the source of this 1256-nucleotide messenger RNA. Its product is annotated as GDP-L-fucose synthase 1. The record is from RefSeq and is a predicted model, not a curated record. Gene Ontology annotation, biological process: nucleotide-sugar biosynthetic process. The transcript has 2 exons. NCBI's taxonomy places the organism in Eukaryota, Viridiplantae, Streptophyta, Magnoliopsida, Brassicales, Brassicaceae. Gene Ontology annotation, molecular function: GDP-L-fucose synthase activity. Bases 134 to 1099 code for a protein of 321 amino acids.